AGGUUGCUGCAAUUUUCUGACACCCUGUUCUUGGAAGUAAAAUGUUCCCUCAAAGCAGUUUUUUAAAUGUAUUAAUUGAAGAAUAUGAACGAAGCUUCAUCUCUGCUUAGUGCCACAUGUAACACAUUCAUCACCACACUUGAAGAAUGUGUGAAGAUAGCAAAUGCCAAGUUUAAACCAGAGAUGUUUCAAUUGCCUCAUCCAGAUCCUCUAGUUUCUCCUGUAUCACCUUCACCUGUUCAAAUGAUGAAACGUUCCAUCAGCCACCCUGGUUCUUACAGCUCAGACAGGAGUAGUCACACUGUAAAAGAACCAGGGCCUUCACUUCACCGAAUCUCCCAACGGCGCAGAAGAACCUACUCAGAUACAGACUACAAUGAUAUUCCCCUUGAAGACCCAGAUAGACCUGUUCACUGUUCAAGAAAUAUUCUCAAUGGAGAUUUGGCAUCAGCAACCAUUCCUGAAGAAAAUAGAACCAUGUCCAAAAAAAGAUCUGAAUUGGAUGAUGUUCUUCCAUCCUUCUCUUCCUGAGGAAACUGAAGUGUCCAACUUUCUCUAAGUAUUGCUAUGCAAAAGCUGCUGUAAUUAUAUUGUUGUUAUAGGGAGUAGUUUUUUCCCUUAGAAGGAUUUCUCUGCACUUUAUAGAAUAAUGUUAAAAAAAAUAACCAACAAUUACAAAAAACCUUUGAAGUGUAUUUUAUCUUUAUAUAGUUUAUUUGCGAGAGUAUUUUCCUAAUAACUUCACAAUAUGAAUGUGCAUCUCUUUCUUUGAACAAAUGAUGGUUUAACAUUUAGGCAUUUAUGAGGAUAAAUGUAGAUAUUUUUUUAAAAAGUGUGAAGGACUGACAGCUUCGUCAGUUUGUAUUGUCGCUUAUAAACAUGGAGCCUUUUGCACAGGUUUCAUUCUGACAGAGGUGUGAAAUAUUUGAUUGUGCCAUGGACCAACUGGUCACUUACCCCCAUUAAAAAUGUGUGACUGUACUAGUGGACGGUAAUCACAUGUCCAGACUCCUUGAAGAAAAAAA
This is a messenger RNA of Vombatus ursinus (common wombat), 1025 nucleotides long. Its product is annotated as pleckstrin homology domain-containing family A member 3-like. The record is from RefSeq and is a predicted model, not a curated record. Bases 85 to 531 code for a protein of 148 amino acids. Lineage: Eukaryota; Metazoa; Chordata; Mammalia; Diprotodontia; Vombatidae. Gene Ontology annotation, cellular component: trans-Golgi network; recycling endosome; early endosome. Gene Ontology annotation, biological process: endosome organization; retrograde transport, endosome to Golgi; receptor recycling. The transcript has 5 exons.